AUGGCCAAAGUGCUUGCUCGAACUGCAUCGCGAAAGGCCACACAUGCGUCUACAUUCCUAGCAGACGGGGAGGACCACGGUAUAGCAGAAAAGUGGCCAACGCGGUCGACUCAUUCGAUGGAAAAGGCGAAUCUGGAAGAGGUCUGGAAGAACGCAAAUCAUCGAACUCUGAUGAAGAUGUUCUCCUUGUCUGUAGAGUGGUUGAGCCAAAUAGUAGACAUGAGUGGGCCGGGGGCCGGACUGCGCAGUAUCGACACGCCAAUGGAGGAGAUUGAAUCCAUCUUUGACUCUGUGUUUGCUCCUAUUCCAGGAGAAGCAACACAGGAGCUGGAUCCCUCCCUGGCGUCAGACCUAGUCCAACUGUAUGGGAGUGAUGAGGAUAUGCUAGAUGCCUACUACGUCUUCAUCCAUCCUUAUCACCCCAUUCUACCUCCACCCGAACGCUGGCCCGUAUAUAACCGCCCCUUGUCUCAGUGGCCAGAGUGUCGGCCAUCAAGCCCGCUCAGUCUAGCUAUCUCCGCCCUCCUAGUCCUCAUUCCACACCCAAAUGAGUCCGAUCCAUUGAGAGCAGAGUAUGUGAAGCUUCGCAGGAGUUUUGCGCAAUCUUUUGCUCGAGAUGCCUUGAACGCAGUAGAGCAUGAUUCCAGUCUGCUGAACCCAUCGAAUAAUGUGCUCAAUGCGGACAGGGCACUGUUCCAUCCUAAGGUGCCUUUGCAUUUAGAAGGAAUUCUGGCUCUGAAUCUGCUGAGCGUCUAUGAGUACGCACAGCGAGGGAAUUUAUGCACAAUGACUGACCGAGCCAAUGAGGCGCUGACAUCAGCGAUGAAAAUGUCGUUGCAUGAGUCUCUUGAGGAGGAUGAAUACGCGGAGGCCCGGCGAAGGACCUGGUGGAUGACGUACAUGGUGGCGUGUCAAGCAGCCAUUGUGAACGGCAUGAUCAGUAGCCUGCAACAUUCGACCCGUUUGAUCCUCGGAUGGAAGGUUCCUGUCGAGGCGCAGCAGACGCUCCUUGAAACAGUCACGUUCAUGACUCACCUCGAGCAAACCAAGGCUUCCGGUCAAAGUGAUCAAAGUGACUCUGGGAUACGGGAGCGAAUGUUGGGACUUGAUUCUCAGAUCGGAUCAUUGCUGUUUCUCUGCAGAGACACGCGGUCUGCGCCCAAGAUCGUCCCAACUCGACUGGAAUCUCCGGAGGUCGCAGCAUCCCAGAUCAUGAUCUCUAUUGCAGAAAUUCGAUUGCACACAGCCAGAAUUAAGGCUCACAGGCUUUGUGCUUUCCAAGAUAUUCCCAGUUUUCAUCAACGACAGUACGAAUUCGGACCGUCUCCCACUUUAUCUGAAUCUGAGGCCCAGCCCGGGUCUUCUUCUGCCACUGAAGCAGAAACCAGCCAGCCUUCAACUCCUUCAUCAAGCUCACCUCUGAAUUUCAUUUUCUCCUCGCACGAAUCCUCGAAAAUCUGCUUCCACGGUGCCCUUCACAUCGUUACCUUACUGAACAACCUUCCUUUUCCUAACCCGACCAACGAGAUCCCACUUCGCAGCCCACCAUAUCUUUCCCAGACAACCCGCGUCGAGAUUCCACGAAGCAUGCUCACAUUUGCCUGCUGUGGAAUGCAAGCCGGCUAUGUGAUGUUAAUGCUUUGUCUCAAGGCACGCGCUCUGCGCGAUCGCCGAAUGGAGGCGUCCAAUUUCGCAGACACCCCCUCUCUGACAGCUCUAUUGAACGAGCUGCAUCAAAACUUACGGCUGCUUGUCAAGUGUUUGAAUAACUGCGCAAUCGCGUUUGAGGCGCUUUCUGGAAUGAGAGGUACUCCCCUUCUGAGAUCACCGUUGAUUUCGUUGGCUGAACUGACAGAAACUCUCGUCGGACAGACCGAAUAG
This is a messenger RNA of Aspergillus fumigatus Af293, 1881 nucleotides long. RefSeq names its product transcription factor domain-containing protein. The coding region runs from base 1 to 1881 and encodes 626 amino acids. The record is from RefSeq and is a predicted model, not a curated record. The transcript has 7 exons. Lineage: Eukaryota; Fungi; Ascomycota; Eurotiomycetes; Eurotiales; Aspergillaceae.